GAAUCGUUGCCUGAAAUCAAGGGCAUACAAUCAUGUGCCAUCCAUCCGAGCGGCAAGUAAUCAAACCGCAGCGGAGUUCAAGUCCACUUACCAGAGCUUGCGACGCAGUUCUAUCAUUUCAAUUGUCAACUGUGCUGUAAAAUCACUUUCAUAUUGUAUUGAUGUUUCAUACAUUUGAUCUGAACUUAAAGCACGGGGCUGAAGGAGAAAGUGAUCAAUCGCCGGGCCGCAAUGAUCGUGUUCGCAAAGCAUGUGAGCUAUGUCGACAGAUGAAGGUCAAAUGCGACGGGACCCAUCCCUGCAAGCAUUGCUCUCAUUCUUUCCACGGUAGGAGCUUCUCAAGCCUCGGGGACUGUCAAUAAGCCUAAGGACUCGUUGCAAAGCAACCUAUGUAUAACAUACUAAUAACCAAAGAGUGCAUCUAUCGCGUUACACAUCGGAAAAGACACGCCGACCUGGAC
This is a messenger RNA of Aspergillus aculeatinus CBS 121060, 461 nucleotides long. RefSeq names its product Zn(II)2Cys6 transcription factor domain-containing protein. Gene Ontology annotation, biological process: regulation of DNA-templated transcription. Lineage: Eukaryota; Fungi; Ascomycota; Eurotiomycetes; Eurotiales; Aspergillaceae. The transcript has a single exon. The record is from RefSeq and is a predicted model, not a curated record. Gene Ontology annotation, molecular function: DNA-binding transcription factor activity, RNA polymerase II-specific; zinc ion binding. Bases 162 to 362 code for a protein of 66 amino acids.